This is a messenger RNA of Cydia pomonella (codling moth), 16268 nucleotides long. Its product is annotated as peroxisomal acyl-coenzyme A oxidase 3. The record is from RefSeq and is a predicted model, not a curated record. Gene Ontology annotation, molecular function: fatty acid binding; pristanoyl-CoA oxidase activity; FAD binding. Lineage: Eukaryota; Metazoa; Arthropoda; Insecta; Lepidoptera; Tortricidae. Bases 926 to 2638 code for a protein of 570 amino acids. The transcript has 14 exons. Gene Ontology annotation, cellular component: peroxisome. Gene Ontology annotation, biological process: lipid homeostasis; fatty acid beta-oxidation using acyl-CoA oxidase.
GGCAUGGUGGAUGAUUUCGACGCUUAAUUUGAAAGACGAGCAUUUAGAAAUAAAAUAAAAAUCUUUACCAAGGCGAAGGUCGUAAUCAUGUCGAAAUCAAGUCGAAAUGAAACUUUUUGGGUAAUAUUGUUUUUUUAUGACAAGUUCAAACUUGAAGUUAGCAACAUUGCUUUAGCUGUCAGUGUCAGUCGCUUGCGGCCCGCUCGCUCGGACGACCGUGAAUACUAUCACACUCAAUCUUUGGUUUUGGGGCGUGCAGUACAAAUUUAACAUUAUUAUUUUCUGAAAUUAUCACAAGUUGUUACAUUCCUUCAAUUGUUAAAGGCCCAUUCCAACAUUUCUUUACUAUAUCAUCAGUUGACCGAAUAACAAGGAAUGGAAGACUUGAGUUUUUUGCCCGAUCUCCCGAGUGGGCCCCUGGAUGAGUUUAGAAGAACUGCCACAUUCGAUUGGAAGCGUUUAAAACUAGCGCUAGAAGGCGAUAUAAAUCUACUUAAACUUAAGUACAAAAUAUGGCACACACUAGAGAAGGACCCACUGUUCGCGCACUCCGCAGUCACUCCAUCCGUUGAAGAGCAGAAACGUAUCACCCAGCUCCAAGUCAACAGGAUAAAUCAGUACAAAUUCCUCUCGCCCGAAAUAAUGCGGUUUAGUUAUAUUAAAAAAACCAGAGCAAUAAUGACAAUCAACGAAGCAGUGCAAUCGCUCAACCCUAGCGUGUCAGUCAAGAUGGCCAUCGGCAUAUAUCUGCCCUCAAACGCACUGCUUUCGCUGGGUACUGAGCGGCACUACAAGUUCUACGAGGCACUACUAGUUAAGAGAGAGGUGAGUGACAACCCUAACGAUGUUAAUGAUAACAAUUAACGAGCAACAAUGACAAUCAACCAAGGCAGUGCAAUCGCUCAACCCUAGCGUGUCAGUCAAGAUGGCCAUCGGCAUAUAUCUGCCCUCAAACGCACUGCUUUCGCUGGGUACUGAGCGGCACUACAAGUUCUACGAGGCACUACUAGUUAAGAGAGAGAUCCUAGCGGCGUUCGCGUUGACAGAAGUCGCGCACGGCUCAGACGCGCGACUGAUGCGCACGACAGCGACCUACGACGCGACGACGCGACAAUUCGUGCUGCACUCCCCGGACUUCGAGGCUGCCAAAUGCUGGGUUGGUAAUCUAGGUCGAACAUGUACCCAUGCGCUAGUAUUCGCACAGCUAAUCACACCAGAUGGAACAAGUCACGGUCUACACGGUUUUAUGGUACCCAUCAGAGACCCAGAAACAUUGGAGACGUAUCCUGGUCUCAUUGUGGGCGAUAUGGGGGAGAAGAUUGGAGUCAACGGUAUUGAUAAUGGGUUCAUGAUGUUCAACCAAUACCGGAUACCGCGCGAGAACCUCCUGAACCGAACGGCUGACGUCACAGAAGAAGGCGUAUAUGAGAGCUCCUUCUCUGAACCUUCCAAGAUACUUGGAGCUGCCCUUGAGAAUUUAUCUGCAGGUCGCAUCGGCAUAAUGCAAGAGAGCUGCAACUCCAUAUCGUCCUGCGUGUCGAUCGCGGUGCGGUACGCGGCGACCCGCGCUCAGUUCGGCAGCGCGGCGCGCGAGAUUCCGCUGCUAGAGUACGAGUUGCAUCAAUGGCGGCUGUUCGGUUACGUGGCGGCGGCCGUAGUGUUCAAGGUAUACAUCGAGAGCUUCACCAGGAUAUAUCUUAAGAUUGUCGAUGCCUCGAAUUCUGGACAGAAAGUUGAUAAUUUGAGCGAAUCGGUGUCCGAAAUUCACGCUAUGGUAUCGAGUAGUAAGCCGAUGACAACUUGGACUGUACUGAGAGCAGCUCAACAGUGCCGCGAGGCCUGCGGGGGCCACGGAUUUAUGAAGCGAGCAAACCUUGGCGAAAUCCGCAGCAACCACGAAGCGACAGUCACCUACGAGGGCGACAACAGCGUGCUUUCCCAGCAGGCCGGCAACUGGCUCCUCCGGCAGUACGAGUGCAGCAAGACGCAGUCCGUGGACUCCCCGCUAGGGACCGUCACGUUCCUGAACCAUACUAGUGAAAUUAUGGAGCGACGUUUCGCUUGUACACACACUGCGCAGCUGAAAGACAAGGAAUUCAUACUAUCAACCUACAAAUGGCUUAUCAGCUGGCUUCUAAAAGAAACCCACGAAAAAUACGAAUCUCUCAUCGCGAGCGGCCUCACGAAGUUCCAAGCGAAAGCCAAAUGCCAAGUGUACAAGUGGCAGACGUUGACGGAAGUUUAUGCUGAGUACUUAGCUCUUCUGUUCUGUUGGGAGGCUAUUGGGAAGAAAGAGAAGGAGGUACAGCCGAUUUUGGAGAAGCUGUUUUUGCUGUAUGGUCUAUGGUCGUUGGAUAGGCAUUUAGUAGAACUGUACCAGGGCGGGUUCGCGUCCGGCCCGUCGCUGGCGGCGCUGGUCCGGCGCGGCGUGACGGAGCUGUGCGGCGCGCUGCAGGGCGACGUGGUGGGCGUGGUGGACGCGCUGGCGCCCACUGACUUCGUGCUCAACUCCGUGCUGGCCAGGAGCGACGGCAAGCUAUACCAAAACCUUCAAAAAGAGCUGUUCCACACGCCGGGCGGCAUGCAGCGGGCCACGUGGUGGCGGGACGUCGUGCCCGCGCCGCAGUCGAAGCUGUAAGCUUACUUAGCAUAUUAUUUAAGAGGCUUGGAAAUACAGUUGUACCGGUAAGGGGAAUGGCGCACUGCGUCCGAUUCGCACGUCGCUCCGAAGUUUGAGCGAGACAAGGUUAUGCGCGUAUUAUAGCGCCAUCCCGCUCGCACGUCGAAGCGACGUGCAAAUCGGACGCGGUGUGACAUGCCCCUAAGGGUAUAAUUCCAGUUCAGAAUGCAAGCAGCGGUUGGCUUAACUGCAUCUUAAUAAGGAUGAAGACACAUGUUGAAUUUGUUACUCUUUUUAUUCGCAAUAAUACAUAUAUAAAUAUAUUAAAAAAAAUAAAAACAUUUACAUAACAUUACGUUUGACCCUCUGUUUACUUUUUUUCCUGAACAUAAUCAUUUUUGCCUUUUUAAGGGUUAAUUUGGUAGAAAAAACAGGCCCCAAAAAUUUUUAAAGUUUAUUUUUUAUUUAGUCUUUCUAAAUAAAAUAGGUGCCAUUUGAUUCCUUACUAUUUUAUAGAAAAAAAUAAUUUGUAUGAAAGUAAAUAAACAAGCGCAAAAUGCUACGUUCAUAAUAAUACUUUUCUUGUUUUUCCAUUCACAAUCAUUGCUGACUUUUAUUUUUAUAUAGCUUUUAUACACGUCGUAUUGAGACUUUUAUAUGAACUAAUCGGAGUUGAAUUUAAUGUGCGACGGAAAGUGCUGCUGCUAUAUCGGAAUUGGAAUUAUACCUUAACGCCCAAAUUGGCAACAGAAAAUAAUAGUUUGUAAAGUAAAGAUGCUAUGGGAAAUUGGGGAAAUGUAGAAUGUUUUGUAGUCAAAAUUCAGGUAUUUAACUAGAUCAUCGAUCAUAUCGUCAGAUCAACCAAAAGUCAUUAAGCGCAAAUAAAUAUUAAACAAAAACCAACGUUGUUUAUUAGGUAGUAAUUAGUGAGGGGUCUCUAUUGUUUCCCAUAAAGUUUUAAGUCAUAAUGUAUUGUUUGUCCGUAUUUUUGUUAGUCAUAAUUUGGUUUUUCUCAGAAACGCGUAACUUUUCAGGAUUGCCAUAAAACAAACCUAACCUAAUAUAUCUAUAAGAUAAGCUUACGAAAAUCCUGAAAGUUAACGGUUCCAGAAUUAUGACUAAUGAUAAUCUAACUAUCAUUACAUUAUGACUUUCAAUAAUUAUGUCAAACAAAGGGAUCCGUUUAGUGAGUUUUGGUUGUCAUCCAGCAAGCAACACCGGGAAGUCGGCAUUCCCACUAUUUCCUCUCUGCCGAAGCACAUGCCCAACUGGGCAUAGCGCGGUGUGUUUUGUGACUCGUCCGUACACAAAUAGAUCGAGGUGUGCAAAAUUUGUCUUUGACGUGUGUCAUUUUCUAUAUAUUUAUAGGGAAUAUUACGCGAACCUCUGCGUAGGGAGCGCCACUACCACAAUCCAUCACAAUCUGAUGGUCUGCCGCGAAACAAGAACGAAAUUUCUUUAUCUAACCUCUCUAUCACUCUUGCAUAUUCGAGCGAUAAAGAGACAUAUAACUAAAUUUCGAUUUUCGCGUUACCAGGUAGGCCCUUUGUAAAUAAACCGCCUUGAUGCAUAAAUGUCAUAUUUUAUUAUCUGUGAAAACGUGUCAUAGAACGGUUUAAGGCACAGUAUGUAUAAUUACUCUAUGGUUUAGGAAAGGUGCUAGUGCUGCACUCUAGUGGCAGAACAUUGCAGUAAUACUCCCUAUUUAUGUCGUCAUUACAGAUUGUGUUUUGUAUGUAGUGAGUGAGAAGUGUGACUGUGUGCACGUUCCACGCAAAAAAUGGCAGAUUUAUUCGUACUGUAAGAUAUUGCUUGGGCUCCUCCCUUCCGACGUGUCGGAACCCGGUGUUGCUCGAAGUUGUCACCUGACGAUAUAAUGUGUUCAAUUAUUUAUCCACGUCGAUAAGUGAUAAAUACAUAUAUAUAAUACGCGCAUGCUAGUAUAAUCAAAUAUUCACUUGAAUAAGAAUAUCAAAUGAAUAUUUGCACCUGUAUAAUAAACCGUAUCCCUUUGUUUGACAUAUUGAAAGUCAUAAUGUAAUGGUAGUCAGAUUAUCAUUAGUCAUAAUUCUGAGACCGUUAACUUUUCAGGAUUUUCGUAAGGUUAUCCUAUAGGUUAGGUGAAAAGUUACGCGUUUCUGAGAAAAAACAAAUUAUGAAAUUAUGACUAACGAAAAUGCGGACAAACAAUACAUUAUGACAUUUAUGACUUAAAACUCUAUGGGAAACAAUAGAGACCCAUUAAAGACAUGACCUGCCCAAUAUUUUACUAUUAAUGUCAACUGUAAAGUUUAAUUAGCUGUCAAAUGCAUUUGUUUACGCCAAAAAGAAAUCGUGCAAGUCAAUUUUAUUGUAUGUUUAUUAUUGCAUUUUUUUUAAAUACAUAAAUGUAUUAAUUGCAUGCAUUUUAUUUGACAUUUUAUUAUUUUAAGUUGUAUUUAAUAUUAAUGGUAAAAAUGGCUAAUAUGAGAUAUGUGUAGGGAAGGGCUAGCAUAAAUGAUAUUUUAUCGCCAAAACUUAACUACCUAUUGUAUAAAACAAAAUAAAUAUACGAUCAUGUGCCUCAGUAACGCAUGCUAGUCCUAAAAUAACCUUUUUUUUUAAAGUUAGGGAAUAAUAUAUUAUAUAAUUUGCAAAACAAAUUAAAUGACGGUGUCCAGAUAAUGAAAUAAAAAUCAAGUGAUUUAAAUAUUUACAAAUGGUAUAUGGUUAAUCAAGUAUUUUGCGAAUAUGGUGCAGUCGCCAUCAGAUAUAUCGGAGCAGCGAAGGUGUUCAAUAAUAUCUGAACACGCUUCUAUUGUCAAGGCGUUAGUGGGUGUUCAGAUAUUUUUGGUGUCUGAUGGUGUACCACGGGAUAUUGAGUUCAUAUUUUAGAAUUUUCAUGUAUUCUAUCUGGUAUCGGUUAUUUUGCCAAUCUGGUACAAGGAAUAUUUUCAUGACGAAUAUAGUGUAUAAUCGGGUAUUCUGCGAUAUAAAUAUUGUCUAUGCGCGAAGCGAAGAUCGCUCUAGCCGUGGCAAAAAUGAAAACGAUCGUGGGCUCAAAUUUACAUACUUUGACGUGUCAAAUCAAUUAUAUGUAGUAUUUUUCAAAGUGAACGGUACGGUGACAGAUGUCACCUAAAUACAAUUUUGGGAAAUUUUGCGUUUUAAGUUAUAAAUUAAGGGCCGGCAGCGGGCAUGUAACCCCUCUGGAGUUGCAGGCGUCCUUAGGCUACGGUGAUUGCUUACCAUCAGGCGGUACAAAAAAUGUCACAUAGCCGCCAGGCGUGCGCCACUGCCGUGUAUAUAGCCAAUCUAAAUCUGUUUUCAGUGUAUAAUUUUAAAUCUAAUCUGUCAUUGGCAAUUAAUUCGGGCUCAAAAUAAUUUAAUAUUGCGUAGGUACGCGUAUCGUUACGUACGAGUACAAGACGCGUAGAGUUCUGGCACCAAGCGUCGCGUAAGCGUUUUAUAACUGAAAUUUAAUAGUUGAAAUCAUGGCGUCGCUGGCGUCAGAUAUCUUCGGCGGAUGUAUCGGCGGUCUUACUUUCUCGUCAGAUGAAGAUUUUAUAUUGUUUGAUUAUGUCAGAAGUCUUUUUUUACGCCUGUAUUACGUUACGCCUGACGUAAUGAUGAAAGAAAUCUCAUACACUACGCUACGAUGACGCUUCGUGUGCGGACUUGUUUGAAGUUGGUCGUGCUUAUAGCGCUCUCGUUUUACGCGCGUAUUACUAUACGCUUACGCGUCUCUUAUACUUACGCUCCGUGUGCUAAGGGCCUUAAAAAUCCAUUGGAAUGAAAUGAAUUUGAAAUUAUAUGUUAAUUAUAUUGUUUUUGAUAUAUGUUCGUAUGUACAAAUGUGUUCUUUUACAUGGGAUAGCAUUCAAAUGUUACUUACCUGAAUGAGUAUUAAGUGUUUCUAUUUUUUUUUCGGUUAAGGUGUAGCAAAAUAUCAACUAAAACACUAAGAUUUAAUGUAAAAUGUAAGGGUAAAGAAGUAUAUUAUCAGCUGCCUACAUCUUAAACCGUAUUAAUUUAAGACACACUAGCUUAGAGCAUUUAACCUUUAACCUUUUGAACGCCACGCCUAUCGUACGCGGCGCGUAAUCGUGAACCUUGUUGGUAUGCAUGAAGGUCGAUAUGGGGCAUUAGCCGCGCGCGUCAUAUGACGUCUUUGGCGGUCAAAAGGUUAAGAUAUUAUCCUGUUAUUAGAGCUCAACGAGGGGGGUGGGGUUAGGGUCGUCAACGCACAUGUAACUCCUCUGGAGUUGCAGGUGUACAUAGGCUACGGAGACUGCUUACCAUCAGGCAGGCCGUAUGCUUGUUUGCCACCGACAUAGUAUAAAAAAAAAUAAAAAAAAUCCCUCUGUCGAAAACCUCGGCCAAUGGUCAUAUUCACGUCAUAAGUACUUAUUGUAUGGACUGACGUUGGUCUGACAUACAUUUUAUGGAAGGUAACGAAUGAAAUCUCCAUGUACCAAAAAGUGUCCAUCAAAAAACCUUAAAUAGGUGGCGCUACAAUACCUAGAAUAUUUGAAAGAAAAAAACAAAUCGUAGACAGCGCAUUUAACUCACAUAACGCCUAGGUUCUUAGCUACUCUAGUGCUACUCUGGAGAGAUUUGGAACUAUUAUUUAUAGCUGACAGCUGGACACUUGCAACAGUUCUGCCUAUGGAGAUUGCUUUCCUUACCUCUACCUUCAUAAUACAUUUGACGUAACCCUCCCCCGCAAAAAUCGGUAGACUGUUUUGUACAAAAUUACAGACAAGGCGUCUCCGGUUAAAUGCUCUAAGCCUACUAGCAAAUCAAUUUAUUUAUUUUGUACAAUGUUAUAUUUACUGUUUUUAAAUGUUACAGUUUAACUUUUUCAAUGUUAUUAAUCAUGAUAAACUCACUUUUAACAAAUGUGUAGUAGGUAUGGUGUUUUUUUUUUUUAUAAAUAUUGGUUAUAGUUCGUGCCAUCCACGAUGACGCACAGAUUUGUCAAAUCUAGCCUUUAAUAACAUGACAUUACGAGUUAAGACACGCGUCUUCGUGAAUGACACGAUCUAUAAAUCAUUUAAGUUCAAUGUGGAGAAGACUUUCUACAAGCUCUUUCGUCACUUCUACGCAGAGUUUGUACAGUCACGUUUAAAAAUAUCGAUACGAUCAAAGUGCCAAAAAUAUGUAUACACGACCUUAUUUUAUUUAUAUUAAGGUCGUGUAUACAUAUUUUUGGCACUUUGUCCGUAUCGAUAUUUCCAGACGUGACCGUACACAUCUGCACUUACCGAAGAUCGGCAGUGCAGACGAAGAAGCUAAGCUAGGUUGGUCCUUAUUUUGUCGAGGUUAUAUUUUUUAUGUGUUGUUUUGUAAAAUCGACCACUAAAAAAAACGAAAAAGUGCGAGUCGGACUCGCCCACCAAGGGGGAGGGGAGGGGAGAAUUUUUAGCAUUUGUUGUUAUAGCGGCAUCAGAAAUACAUCAUGUGUGAAAAUUUCCACUGUCUAACUAGCACGGUUCAUGAGAUACAGCCUGGUGGCAGACGGACAGACAGACAGACGGUCGGACAGCGGAGUCUUAGUAAUAGGGUCCCGUUUUACCAUUUGGGUACAGAACCCUAAAAACCAAUGUUUUCUUUUUAGAAUUUUUAAAUACAGAUUCUUUUUUUAGCCAUUUUAGUAUAAGGUGGCCAGUAAUUGGAGGGUGGUCAGUAAUAGACGGUUUACCCUAUGUAUUUUCUAUUUUUUUGUAUUUAAAAAUUUUGAAGAAACAUCAUUGGGUUUUUAGUGGUAGAUUUUACACUAAGCGGUGCCCCAUAGUUAGUUAGUUAGUGCUUCUAAGCAUUUUCCGCAAAUUGACAACCAUUGUGCUUAUUUUGCGUGAAAUCGAGGUAGCGCUACUCUAACCACCCCAGCUCCUCCACGAAGCCUAGCAAAGCUUUCAGGUUGUUAAUUGCCUUAAGUGUGCACGGAAUCCCUACUUCAGCAAAUACCUAGUUGCUCCUGUAUACUUCUACCUGUUUGCAGUUUAGGAGAAUGUAUUUUGUUGUUUCCUCUUCUUCCAUGCACGCUCUGCACAUGGGGCUGUCUGUUUGCUUCUCGGGUCCAUGAAAAAAUAUAAAUAAAAUAAAAUAAGCCUUUAUUGCUGUUCUACAGUGAUAACAAUAUUAGGUUUUUCUUUUCCGACGACUGAGUUUUGUAACAACAGCUUGUCUUUCGACAAAGGCCUCCUCUAAAGAGUUUCAUUUCUCCCUAUCUCUUGCGAGUCUCGUCCAUCCUGGGCCGGCCACUUUCCUGAGGUCAUCUUCCCAGCGUUUCCAUUGGCCACCCUGGUUCCUUUCACAACCUAUUGGGCACCAUUCUGUUAUCUUCCUAGUCCAUUUAUCAGUUUUUUCUCUUAUCAUGUGUCCUGCCCACUUCCAUUUUAGUGUUUUACAUACUUUGUUCGCAUCUUUGAAUUUGGUGAUACCUUUAAUUUUGUUUAAUUUUAUUUUAUCUAUUCUUUUUACUCCAAUUACACUUCUCUCUAUUCCAUUUUGGCAUACUUUAAUUUUGUUGGUUAAUUUUUCAGUUAGUGACCAUGUUUGGCAACCGUAUGUUAAACACGGAAGGAUGCAUGUGUUAAAGACUUUCCUUUUUUCCUUUAUUGGCAUGUCUUGGUUUUUCAUUACUUCACUAAGUGACCAAAAUCUUUUCCAAGUGUUGGCAAUUCUUCUAUCAAUUUCUUUAGCCAUAGUAUCACUGGUCGCUAUUAGCUGACCCAAGUAUACAUACUCGUCAACAUAGUCUAUUUUUUCCUUAUUUACCAUGAUGGUGUGACUAUGUGAACCGUUAGUCAUAAUUUUGGUUUUGUUUGUGUUCAUUGAAAGGCCAGCUACUAUGCUUUGGUCUGAUAGUUGUUGUAGCAUUUGUUCUAGAUUUUCUGGACAUUCUGAGAAUAGAAUCAAAUCGUCUGCAAAACGCAAAUGAUUCAGAUUUUCGCCAUUUAUGUUGAGUCCAUUAUUAUUCCAUUCCAGAUUUCUGAAUAUCAUCUCUAAGGCCGCCGAGAACAACUUAGGAGAAAUUGGAUCACCUUGUCGGACUCCUCUUUCUAUAGAGAACUCUUUUCCCGUUGCUUCUAGUCUGAUUUGGGCAGUGCUUUUGGAGUAUAUGUUUUUAAAUAAUCGUAUGUAUUUUUCUUGGAUUCCUUGAGUACGCAAUGCUUCCCAGAUGUAAUCAUGUUCUAAAGAAUCGAAGGCUUUGUUGUAAUCGACAAAUCCUAGAUAGUAGGUUUUAUUGUAUUCCCUGUACUUUUGUAGAACUUGUUUUAAAACAUGGAUGUGGUCGACGGUUGAAUAUUUGCUACGGAACCCCGCUUGUUCUUUCGGUUGAUUUUCGUCGAGUGUCGAUGUGAUUCUGGAAAGUAUUACUUUUGAAAAGACCUUGUAUAUAUUCGAUAACAAACUGAUCGGUCGAUAGUUGCCAAUUUCUCCUUUAUCUCCUUUUUUGUGUAACAGAAUUAUAGUUGAUUUGGUCCAAUCUGUAGGAAUAUUUUCGGUUUCUACAAUUUCGUUAAAUAUAUCCGUCAGUGCAGGGGUAAUAGCCGGUAUAGUAGCUUUUAGUAGUUCAUUUGUUAUUUGGUCUGUUCCAGGGGUCUUGUCUCUUCUUUGUGUAUUGAUUGCUCUUAUGAUUUCCUCCUUCAAUAUUUUUGGUAUGGGCUCGGGGUCUGUUAUGUCACUUCCAAUUGUCGUUAUUUUUGAGUGGUUACUUUGGUAUAGGUCUCUAUAGUAAUCAGUAGCUAUUUUAAGCAUUUCUUCUCUAUUGCUUGUAUAGGUUCCGUGAUUUGUUUUUGCUUUUAGCAUCCAAUCCUUUUUGCAGUUCAAUUCUUUCAUAGCCUUUUUUGUUCCCCCGGUUUUUUCAAUAUGUUUUUUUAAUGUAUCUUGUCUUUUUAGUUUUUUGUCUUUUCUUAUGUGUUCAUUAAUUUUUUUGCUAAUGUCUGCUAUUUUGAGGCGGUCAGCUUUACUUUCCUUGCUUUGUAGUAGUUUUUUUCUCUCUUGUAGCAGCUGUUGUGUCUCCGUGGAAACUACGCUUUUACUUAUUGAAUUUACUUUUUUAGUUUCUGAUUGUAAAAUAUUUAUAAAUUUGUCAUAUUUUGCCUGGGUUGCUAUGUUGUCUUGCUUAUCUUUUCCUAUUGACUCUUGUAAAUAUCUUAUGAGUUGGUCCUUAUUGUAAGUGCAAGUAAGCGAAGAAGUAUCCUUGUGCUUCAUCCUGUUCCUCUUUAUAUUUAUGCCGCUUAGUUUAGCUCGAACCAUUUUGUGGUCCGAAUUAAAGUUUAAAUGGUGUAUGAUUGACACAUCCUGGAACAUUUUGGCGUUAUUAGUCAUGAUGAAGUCUAUUUCGUUCUUGUAUAAGCUGUUUGGGGAAAUCCAUGACCACUGUUUUGUUUUCUUCUUUUUAUAAAAAGUAUUAAGGAUUCUGAGUUUGUUUUGUAAAGCAAAGGUAACUAACCGAUCCCCGUUAUUGCUUCUUUCGCCAUGACCAUAUUUCCCCACUGUGAAUUCUUCUCCACUGUUGCCGCACAUUCCUACUUGUCCAUUAAAAUCCCCCAUUACUAUAAUGUUUUUAUGGGAACUUUGAAUAGUUUUUUGUAAGUCUUCAUAGAAUUUUUCGAUUUUUAGUUUACUACUUGUUUCGGUUGGAGAGUAUGCUUGUAUGAUAGACCACUUUUCUUCUUUUUUAAAGGGUAAUGUGAUGUUCAACAAUGUUAUUCUUUCAGAUAUUCCUUUGAUUUCUUCAAUACUGUGUGUAAGGCUCUUCUUGAUUAGGAAUCCCACCCCGUACAGGCCGGGUGUCUCUCCUUUGUAGUGUAGGAUGUACUCUUGAUAUUCUUCUAUUCCUUCGCCAUAUCUCCUCAUUUCACUAAUUCCUAUUAUAUCCCAUUUAAUAUCCUUUAUGGCUAAUUCCAGCUCAAUAAGCUUUUCAGUAGUUCGCAGUGAUCUUGUAUUAAAGGUUGCUAUGUAUAUUUCAGUGUUACGUUUGUCUAUCUUUAGAGGGUUUUGGUCUUUUCCCCCCACGAGGACCAGUCGGCUUGGGGGGUUUGUUUCUGUUGUAUUCUUGUCUUGUUUUUUAGUUAGUUGUUGUUUCCAGUCGCCGGUGUCUAAUUGCUAUUGUUCGUUGGUAGCAGAGUUGCUGGAGAGAGAUAGAGAACGGCCUCUCAUUAUAUCAAACGCAUUUAUUCGAUAAUUGUUAGAUGCAUUCAUUAAUGUUUGUUGUUUCCUUGGCUGAGAAUCGUUUUGCGGGGAGGUAGAUAUUUCCCUUUUUCUUUUAUCUUUAGUAUUGAUGGUAUUCUUGACUAUCAGUUGAUCGUACUUUAUAAAGGCAAUAUUUCCCUUUUCCCGUUCUUCUGUAAGCUUGGGUUGUAGGGCUUUCCUCUUUUCUAGAGUUUCCUUUGAGUAAUCGUCCGUAACAUAUAUCUCCUUGAGUUUCUUUUUAUUUUUCAUGAUUUCACUCUUUUUCCAUUUACUUACUAGUGAUAGAAGCGUAGGCUUGGGUUUCCCAGUCUUAUUAUUAUUCCCAAUACGGUAUAUUUUAUUAAUAUCCCAGUCCUCUAUUUUUAUAUUUAAAUCCUUUGAAAAGCAUUCUUUCACUUGUUUAACUAGCUCCAGCGUGGAUGUCUCCUCUUCCUUCAACCCAUGAAUGAUUAUGUUGUUGGCUUUUUUUUUUCUCUCUCCAAAUACUCCACUUUUUUCUCCAGGUUUUCAACUUUCUUUUGCAAAUUUUUGUUUUCUUCUAGAAUAGGUUUUAGUUUUUCAUCAAUUUUUUCCGUAAUUGUAUUAGUUAGUUCUUCUGUUUGCUUCUGCAUUUCAACUUUCAUUUUAUCGAACAGUAGUUGGAAUUGGUCAUCCAUAUUUUGCGUGUAACGAACCGUAUAUGUCAAGUGGUGAGUUUUACUUCUUCUCGCUGGCAACACUGGAUGAUACUGACAGUUGAUUUUGAUGUACGAGUUGGUGACAGUUUUUAAUUAAGGUCUUUGUUUAUGAACUUCACUUCUAACCUCAAAACGACCGUAGGUUGUUGUACUCCAAUUGUUGUGUAAUCCUUCUAUUUUUUGCACUGUUUUUAAUAAGUAACACUCAGUUGUCACUUUGUUUUCCAUUCACCGUGAUGUGUUUGUGAAACUGCUAGGUUUUCCUAUUUAUUUGUGAUUAAUUUCACGGAUCGUCGGCACUGUGUUGUGUACAAUAUGACAACCGGAACCGGACCGAAAAAUAUAACAUCGACGAAAUAAGGACCACCCUCAGCUAAGCUCUUCCUAUCUGUCUGAGCGACGUGCGUAUACAGUGACCUUAGCCAUUGGACAAACCCUGAAAUCCCACGUAGGGUUACUUCUCAGGAAUGCUCUGACGUUAAUAUUUUAUAAAUUAGCACAAAAGAAAAAAUAAUAAUUUUUUGAACAAAAGUUAUUUGCAAUAAUCGACAACAAAAAGAAACACACUGUGUUAAUCUUUGGCAGUGUUUUUGACAAUUUGUUCGAAAUAUUUGAUAAUGAUGGCAUUUUUCAAAAGUCAGAAGCUUAUUAGCGUCAUAAAUUAAAAUAAUAAUCAAAAAGGUCCAAGAAGGUUCCAUACUAUUAUUUUAGGAUAUUACCUUAGGAGCUACUAACACAUACAGGCUGCUCCAAAGUAAAAUAUGGUAAUUUGUUAUAAUUAUAAUUAUAAAUUAAUUAUUUCGGCUUUGUCCAAUGGCUAGGGACACAUUGUAUAAACACGAGUGUUCUUGCCCUCUGACAAUCAUCUCAACCAAAAAUGUUAUAUACUGGUCUUUACUACAUUGAACUUAACGCAUUUACUGCUAAGCUAUACUUUUAGUGCCACAUAGCUUUAGUUUUUCCUGGUAUGUAACGAAAAUCCUUCGUAGAGGUGAAACGACAAUGUGUCGUGAUUAGCGUUGAAUCGGUUCAUUUUGCAUUUACGUUUACUGUCAAUACUUGGUUACUUAGCUCUGUAAAUUAAUAGGAAAAUGUCGCUUUCCACCAGAGGAGGGUCCUUAUGCUUCACCUGAUAAGGCCCUUUUUAUCAGAAUUUCUAUUGAAAUUUCAGAUGGAGACGAUCUUAAUGUACUUGAAGCAUAAGGAGCCUUCUGUUAUGGAAAGCCACAAAUUUUGUCUAGAUUUAUAUUAGAAGAAAUAUUGGUGUCUAAUAAUAGUAAUAAUUGUGAUAGAUUUUUCAACAUAAAAUCAUUUUAGAUAUUCAAAUACAUCUUCGGAAAUAGGGUCGUCAGAUGACGGGGGAACUUACCAUACAUUUUGACUUUAUCUAAUAUUAAUUUGCUGGAUUUUUUUUAAAUAUAUUUAGAGUAUCAAAGGCCCUUUAAAUAAAAUUAAAAAAUGUUGGUAUAAAAUAUUACAAACGCAUUGUAUAGUAGUUUUUAAUAUAUUUUCAAUGGGGAACACUACCUAAGUUAAAAAGCCUUUCAUUAUGUAUGUGACGUAUAUCUUGAAAUUAUUAGAAAUUAAUGUAUAUAUAAUUAUAUACUGUGCUUCUGAGGUAUUCUAGAAUAAUUAUUUAAAGAAACGAUGUUUCGAGCUUAUCAAUAAAAUUAUAAAAAUAGUCCAUAAUAUGUAGUAUGUUUAGUUUCAAACUACCAACCUAGGUACAGCCGCCAUCAGAUAUAUCGGAGCUGCCUCUAGCGCCUUUACAAUAGAGGCGUGUUCAGAUAUUUGUGAGCGCCUUGGCCGCUCAGAUAUAUCUGAUGGCGACUGUACCAAUCAUAUCAGCAUGAUCAAGUAUGGCCUACCCAAGAUGAUAAUCGUUAACAGAAAACGCCGAUAGAAACUUAAAUAAUGUAUGGGAUAGUCCAUCCUUUUCUUUUCGCGUUUGUCGAUGUACGAUUGUCAACUUGACUGGACCCCCGGAUAUGCUUGUGGAAUUUUGUUCCAGUUUGAUCGAAUCGGAUUUUAGAUAUACACCUUUUAUGCCUUCUUUCUUACCUUAAGGUAUUAAAAUUUUCGGGCGCCAAAUGUUUCAAUAAGUGUCCCUAUUCUAAAUUAAUUUAAGUAAACGUUAACAGGGUAGUCAGAAACAUCCUGUAUGUAUUAAUACUAUUAAUAGUUUUAUUGUCCAAUGGAAUGUUAUUACGAUAAUGAAUGUUGUCGACUUUUAAACGUUUUUACCUACUUAGGUAUAAAAAAACAUUGAACUUAUAAUGUGUGUGAAGUUAAAAAAAAUCGUGCCCCGAAUUUGACAGAUAAUAAAAUUGUCAAAUGUUAAUUUUUGACAGCCAGAGUUACCGCAUAAUGUACGGAGCCGUACAGCGCCAUCUACAGUCGAAUUCCAAGCACGAUUUUGUCUUAGACUACGCAUCUAAUACAAUCUAUAAAUCUUUGGUAUGCAUGUGGUCUGUGUAUAGUUAGUUAAAUAUCUGACACUAACACACAUUUUACUCGGCAUGUCAGAUGGGAAAGUACCUAUUAAUAAAUAUUGUCAGUAAAUUCUUGGAUUUUCAGAUCUGUCACAGGACUUACCUCAGUGUUUACCUCUAAAAGCUCAAUUUGCAUUACAUUGUGCAGACAAUUUAAUUUGAAUUCUAUGUUAUUUUUCCUAGAUUAAUUGAACUUGUAAUGUAUGUUCGAGUCAAAUCUUGCAAGCGGAAUUAGACCCACUUCUCAUUAUUUUAUUGAGCUGAAACUUCACAUAUUCACUUGCAAUGUUAUGGUACCAUCGAGCUGAUCUGAUGGACAAAGGAGGUGGCCAUAGGAACUCUGUGAUAAGACAACCCAACCUAAUUGUGUUUUGGCUUAGAAUUGCCUCGAUGAGUAUUAAUUGCCGGUUGAAAGAAAAGUGCACUCACCGAUUAUAACUUUAUUAAAAUGAAAUUUUUGGCAACUUUGCAAAUGAAAUUUGCAAUAUAGGUGACGACAUCUGACGUGCCGUGGUAUAUGUGUAUUUCUAAAAAAUAAAAACAUUUAAAAUUAAAUAUCAUUACAUAUCCUAUGCAUACGACUAUGUAACAGCAUCGCAGUGUCUUAAAAAAUCUUAGGUAACUAAAGGGUAUGAAAAAACGGAGAUUAAAUUGACAGUUUACGAAUUUUUGCGAUAGUUUCCCAAAAACCACAUUUUAAAUCUUUGUCGGUCAUUUGGUAAAAAAAAUGUGACGUGUCCGUGGUUCUUGGUAUGUUAACAAUUUCAUUUAAGCCUUAGAGCAUUCAGACUAGAGUCGCUUUGAGCCGCCUCUGCCGAGAACUUUGCACAAGUCUAUACUUUUGUAUGGACGGACGUAUAUCUGACAUGGCUAUUUUUACGUUAUAUACAAAUAGCCAUACAUUUGACGUACCCCCCCUUCCGCAAUAAUCGGCUUACAGAACUGUGUACAGAAAAUGACAGACAUGGCGUCUCUAGUCUAAAUGCUUUAAUUUCUAAGCCGUCCCUCUAUUUGUAUCUUCGCCUUAAAUCUUUUUUUUGUAAAGGGAACGGGAAUGAGAUUUCUAAAAGUUUUAUUAUGAUUUUUUACUGGAAUUUCUUUUUAGAUGUAAGUAAAGUUUUCGGACCGGGCCAUUUGUGGCCAUGUGUUAUAAUAUGUAUAUUUCUUUAUUGUUUGUGAUUUCUUUAUGUAACAAAGUCAUUCCUUCACUGUCGAUAAUUUAACUAUGUCUCCUCAGAAGUGCCUUCCUCGAAUGUAUUGUAUUAUUAUUUAUAAAUAAAUGUCUUCUAUGAA